Periconia digitata is the source of this 751-nucleotide messenger RNA. The record is from the annotation of a GenBank genome assembly. NCBI's taxonomy places the organism in Eukaryota, Fungi, Ascomycota, Dothideomycetes, Pleosporales, Periconiaceae.
UCCCAAGAUGCCUCCAAUUCUCAUCCACAGGGAUGCUCCCAUAGCACCCACCACAGGCCAAACCGUCGAAGGUGUUACCCCAAAAACAUCUGAUUCCAAUUCGCAAGAUGCAAACCCACCACCAACACGAACAACACCCGCCCACAUUCCCGCGACGACCACUGCAUCAUCCUCAAAUCCGCCGCCUCCUCAACCCGGUGCGAGACCGUUGGCUCCAACAGCCUCCACGAACAACGAUAGCACGGGAAACCCACCACCACCGCAACCAGGCGCUGCACCAGGAUCAGGAGGAGGGUACACCGCACAUCACAUUACGACCGAAACGCGACAGCAAACGACGACGCUCCCCUCGCAAACCUACAUCCCACCUCCGCAAGCUUCGAACUUGCCCACGCACUCCACUACGACCUCUACACAACCGAGCUUCUCCAGCGGCCCGGUAAGCUUGAACGCCCCAGGCGCUCCUGUGCCGUCACCAUAUCAGCACGAACACAAGGGUGGAGCAGUACCACAGCCGCAGAGUGAGGGGCAGGCGAGCUUGGAGCACCCGCCUGGGUACGUGCAGGCGCCAGACAACUCACCAUAUGCGCCAAUGAACGGGGGUAUUAGCGGUGGUCCUGCGGAUGGAGGUGGAGAUGGUGCUGGGACGGAGGGGGUCGGAGGAGCGGCGUGGAAUAUGUUAGCCAAAGCUGGAGAAGCGCUGAAGAAGGGAGAAGAAGCGGCGUGGAAGGCGGUAAGGAACAACCAGUGA